UCCAGGAUGUCAUACAGACUGAGGCUGCUGGUUUUAAUUUACUCUGCAUUUCCGGCUGGAUUGUUUGUUGUAAUAGGUUAUAUGGACUGGUAUUACCUUCAUGUUCAAACCCUGUGUGCCUGUGAAAAAUGUUUGUUUGAAAGUGGUCCCCUGCUCACCAGUCAUCUGAACCCUUCUGCUGAACCGAUUCUUUCCAAAAACACUAACCUUUCUGAGAACGCUUUCAAGUGGUGGAAGAGUGUACAGAAUGAAAAACGGGAUUUUGCAUUCUUCAAACAAACAGUGAACAGACUUUUUGAGAUAUUUCCCUCCAGUCCUCAUCUUAGAAAACCAAGCGGCGACACCUGCAGGAGUUGUGCCGUUGUUGGAAAUUCUGUAAAUCUGAAAGGAUCACAUUAUGGAGCCUUGAUUGAUUUCCAAGAUGUCGUUAUAAGAAUGAACUCUGCUAAAACUAAAGGCUAUGAAGAAGAUGUCGGGACCAAAACCACUCAUCAUGUCAUGUAUCCAGAAAGUGCGGUUGAUAUACAUAAUUCCACUCAUCUUGUGCUGUUUCCAUUUAAGAUAAUGGAUCUUGAAUGGCUCAUCAAGGCUUUUACAACAGGAUUCUAUGGAGUAUCUUAUGCGCCAAUAAAAACCAAAAUUAGAGCCAAUAAAGACUUGGUGAUGGUGGUCAACCCAGCUUUUAUGAAGUAUACCCAUGAGACCUGGCUAAAAAAGAAAGGAGCAUAUCCAUCCACUGGAUUUAUGACUUUUAUUUUUGCGCUCCACAUUUGUGAUGAGGUCCAUGUGUUUGGCUUUGGGGCAGACAGUGAUGGAAACUGGAGCCAUUACUUUGAAGAGUUAAAAAAUAAAAAGUUAAAAACUGGACAGCACCCUGGACAUCAUGAAUAUGACAUCAUACAGCGCCUAGCUAAUGAGAAAACCGUAACAUUUUAUAAAGGGUCAUGAUAUUGCAUGAUAUAAACAGAAAUUGAAGUUACCUAAAAGAAACCUUGUCGGUUUUCCCAAACUUGUUUGCAUCUGUUGUUUUUAAUACACAAAAUUAUUAUCCUUUUCUGUAUAUCAAAAUCAUCUCCAAAGUUUUCUUGUGAAAAUACUUUAACUUAAUUUACCAAAUCCACAUACCAUUUAAACACUACUAAAAUAUCAGUAUCGGGCAGGGCCCUGGUGCUGAACUAAAAUGGUGGUAUCAGUAUUGGUGAGUACCAACAAAUAGGGCACCGAUACCAUUUUGAGAGCCAAAAGUUUAUUCAACUA
Molecule: messenger RNA, 1257 nt
Organism: Cyprinodon variegatus (sheepshead minnow)
Lineage: Eukaryota; Metazoa; Chordata; Actinopteri; Cyprinodontiformes; Cyprinodontidae
Product: CMP-N-acetylneuraminate-beta-galactosamide-alpha-2,3-sialyltransferase 1-like
Exons: 6
Coding region: 7-948 (313 amino acids)
Molecular function (GO): beta-galactoside (CMP) alpha-2,3-sialyltransferase activity
Source: RefSeq, a predicted model, not a curated record